Polistes dominula (European paper wasp) is the source of this 991-nucleotide messenger RNA. Its product is annotated as very long chain fatty acid elongase 1. The record is from RefSeq and is a predicted model, not a curated record. Lineage: Eukaryota; Metazoa; Arthropoda; Insecta; Hymenoptera; Vespidae. Gene Ontology annotation, molecular function: fatty acid elongase activity. Gene Ontology annotation, biological process: fatty acid elongation, saturated fatty acid; sphingolipid biosynthetic process; very long-chain fatty acid biosynthetic process. Gene Ontology annotation, cellular component: endoplasmic reticulum membrane.
ACAAAUUUUAAUAAUGUCAGUUAUCAUUGUCAAUAUGUAUGCUUCGACGUCCUCGGUCUUGUCACUCUAGUAGGAGAUGUAAUAGCUAUUCUGGACAUGGACUUCGCGAAGGCCUAUCAUUAUCUCUUCGAGGAGAUUGCAGAUCCCAGAGUGGCGAAUUUACCUUUAAUGAAAGAUCCCUUCGCUGUGACAUUGAUCUUGCUUGCUUAUCUAGGGUUCGUUCUUCAUAUCGGACCUCGUUAUAUGAAAAAUCGGAAACCUUACAAACUGAACAGCUUUAUGAUUCUGUAUAACGGUCUGCUAGCAAUUGCAAGUGGAGUCACAUGUUAUGGAGUACUCACGUCGGGUUACACGACAAAUCUUUCCCUUGGAUGUGAACCUUAUCGUCUUUCUUAUGAACCUGAACCUCUUAGGAUGGUAGAUUGGAUUUGGUGGAUCUUUAUAAUGAAAAUAGUCGAAUUAAGCGACACAAUUGUUUUUGUUCUUCGAAAGAAAUCCAAUCAGAUUUCUAUUCUUCACGUUUAUCAUCAUUCUUCAACGGUUUGUUUCGCAUGGAUUAAUUGUAAAUAUAUUCCAGGUGGCAUGUGGACUUUUAUAGUUAUUCCAAAUUGUAUAGUCCAUGUAAUCAUGUACACUUAUUAUCUAUUGGCUGCUUGUGGACCAAAAGUAAGAGAAAUUAUCAAUCCGGUGAAAAAGUAUAUCACGACACUACAAAUGAUACAAUUCACCGUUAUACUGAUACAUAUAGCUCAAGCAUUCUUGCCCUCGUGCGAUCCAGACAGGAAAUAUUUUGCAUGGAUGUAUGCUUUACAAGUGAUCAUAAUUUUCUAUAUGUUUUACCGCUUUUACAAAAAGACUUAUACGAAGAAGAAGCUGGAGUGAAAGAUUCUUUGUGUUAAUUAAAAUAAUCGAAUGAAUGAAAUAUAAAGGGUAUUAGAAGUUUCUUGCGUGAGAUAAUAAAUGGAUAAAUAUAUUUUGCACAUGCGUACGC